AUGUCUUCAGCUAUGAAUAUGUUAUCAUCAUUUACUAUUUUUGUUUUAUUUGUUUCAAUAAUUAUAUCUGAGUCAAGAGAUUUUAGUGACAAAAAUUUAAUUCAUUCUUCAAAUUUAAAGAAUGAUUUAGUACCAGUUAUCUUAAAUGAUGCUGAAAAUAUUCAUAUCAUAAAAAAAAGACA
Messenger RNA from Strongyloides ratti, 182 nucleotides. RefSeq lists its product as hypothetical. The record is from RefSeq and is a predicted model, not a curated record. The transcript has a single exon. Lineage: Eukaryota; Metazoa; Nematoda; Chromadorea; Rhabditida; Strongyloididae. The annotation marks the transcript as partial.